CCGCUCGGCUCUCUCCGUUAGCAUUAGCACGUUAGCUUGCAGCAGCUGUCGGCGGCUGUCAGCCAGUCUAUCACCGGCCGUAGUCCGCCUUCUCGCCCGCAAGGAAGUCGGUGGACGGCCGCCCCCCCUGUGAUCCAGUCUAGGAAGAAGCUGUGGGACAUGGCCAGACCGGAACAAGUCCUGCUGCUGGAGCCGCAACACGAACUCCGGUUCCGAGGUCCCUUCACCGAUGUGGUGACGUCCACUCUGAAGCUGACCAACCCCACAGACAGAAAUGUGUGCUUCAAAGUGAGGACCACGGCCCCCCGCAGAUACUGUGUGCGACCCAAUAAUGGCAUCAUGGAUGCUGGCACCUCCAUCCUUCUUUCUGUCAUGCUGCAGCCUUUCGACUACGACCCCAACGAGAAGAGCAAACACAAAUUCAUGGUCCUAUCCAUGCUGGCUCCCCACGACAUGACGGACAUGGAGGGAGUGUGGAAGGACGCCAAGCCAGAGGAGCUGAUGGACUCCAGGUUGAGAUGUGCCUUCGACAUGCCGCUAGAUAAUGCCAAAACUUGUUGUGCCUUGCAGCAUGAGGACCCUGACCACACGGUGCUUAGUACCUCUCUGCCAAAGUCUGCCAGCGCCUCGUUGGACGACGCGGAGGCGAAGAAGGUCAUGGAGGAGUGCAGGCGGCUGCAGGCGGAGGUGCACAGGCUAAGGGAAGAGAACAGACACAUCCGGGAGAACGAUGGGCUCCGGAAGAGGAAGACCACCCCAGUGGCCCCGCCCCUUGACUCCGCCUCCAUCAUGGCGGCCAGGGAGGAAGGCCUGCUGAGCAGUCGUGUGUUGGCACUGUGUGUGCUCUUCUUCGUGCUGGGAGUCAUCCUGGGAAAACUCAUCCUGUAGACUUCAUCAUGGACAUGUUGAUGACCAUGUCUUCUUCUCCUCCUCCUCCUCCUCCAUGUUGUCAUCAUGUUGUAAGGAUGGAGAUGAAGUGUGAAUGUUGACAAGGAUGCAGCAGACAUGACUCAUGAUGCACUCAAUGCUUCCACACACACACACACACACACACACACACACACACACACACACACACACACACACACACACACACACAUCCUCUCUCUGAUUCAAAGAUGACUUUUUUUUCCCCAAACUGCACUUUUUCUAGCGAUGUUCCUGAGCAGUGAACUUCAUGUCAAUACUUGGAUGCAAAAUUAUACUUUAAACAUCAUCAUGAUGAUGAUGAGAGGUGUGUUUAUACUCACUGUACAACCACAAUGCUUCUGCUGUUUAUGAUAAACAUCACAUGUUGCUUCUA
Nerophis lumbriciformis (worm pipefish) is the source of this 1303-nucleotide messenger RNA. The record is from RefSeq and is a predicted model, not a curated record. Lineage: Eukaryota; Metazoa; Chordata; Actinopteri; Syngnathiformes; Syngnathidae.